Messenger RNA from Sungouiella intermedia, 1587 nucleotides. The record is from the annotation of a GenBank genome assembly. Lineage: Eukaryota; Fungi; Ascomycota; Pichiomycetes; Serinales; Metschnikowiaceae.
AUGCCUGCUCGGUCUAUUGCUUCCACUGCUCACUCUGAUUACAUCAAAGAGCACAACCAACAUGUUGUCAAGCCUCCAACUUUCACCUCGCGUUCCGUCAAAAGAUACUUCAAGACUAGAAUUCCUAGUCUUUUUGUUAGCAGAGAGGAGUUGAGCCAGUACCCAAAGUCUGAGAUUUUCAACCCUUUUGGCGUUCUCAACCAAAUGAGUUUGAGCAACUGGAACUACUUCUUUAUGGGUUUCUGGGGCUGGACUUGGGACGCCUUUGAUUUUUUUGCUGUUUCUUUAAAUGCUCACGCAAUGGCUGAAACUUUUGAGAAGUCUGUUAAGGACAUUACUUGGGGUAUCACCUUGGUGCUUAUGUUGCGUUCUAUUGGUGCUCUUGUGUUUGGUUACUGGGGUGACCGUUACGGUAGAAAGUGGCCCUACAUUGUCAACUUGUCUCUCUUGGUUGUUUUGCAAAUCGGAACAGGUUUCGUCAAGACCUAUGAGCAAUUCUUGGGUGUUCGUGCACUUUUCGGUAUUGCUAUGGGUGGUGUUUACGGUUUCUCUUUGGCUACUUCUUUAGAUGAUGCUCCUGCUCAGUGCAGAGGUAUUCUUUCUGGUAUUUUCCAGGAAGGUUACGCUUUUGGCUACCUUUUGGCUGUUAUUUUCAACAGAGCUAUUGUCCCUAACUCGUCUCACGGUUGGAGAGCUAUUUUCUGGUUUGCUGCUGGUCCUCCAGUGCUUUUCGUUAUUUGGAGAUGGUACUUGCCAGAGACUCAGGCUUUCCAGAGACAACUCGAGAAGCAAGAAUUGGAGAGAUCUCAGGAGCCAGGCAACAAGUUUUUCUCUGUUUCCAAGAGUGCCAAGGAAGCCAUCAACAGAUACUGGCUCAUUAUGAUCUACUGUGUGCUUAUGAUGGCUGGUUUCAACUUCAUGUCUCACGGUUCUCAGGACUUGUACCCAACUCUUUUGACCGCUCAACUUGACUAUUCUGCUGAUCGUUCUACUGUCACCAACUCUGUUGCUAACUUGGGUGCCAUUUUCGGAGGAAUGGUUUGCGGUCACUUUUCGACGUUUAUCGGUAGAAGAUUGACCAUCAUUUUGGCUUGUAUACUUGGUGGUGCCAUGGUCUAUCCAUGGGCUUUCUCAAGAAGCUCUGCUAUCAACGCUGGUGCUUUCUUCUUGCAAGCCGGUGUCCAAGGUGCUUGGGGUGUGGUUCCAAUUCAUUUGUCUGAGUUGUCUCCUCCAGCUUACAGAUCGUUGGUCGUUGGUCUUUCCUACCAGUUGGGUAACUUGGCAUCUUCUGCCUCCUCCACCAUCGAGAGUACCAUUGGUGAAAGAUUCCCAAUUACUCUUAAGAAUGGAAAGAAGGGUUACGACUACUCAAAGGUCAUGGCUAUUUUUAUUGGUGCCGUUUUUGCUUACAUGAUCUUGAUCAUUCUUCUUGGUCCAGAGAACAGAGGUGCAGACUUCAACAUGGACAGAGAUGUUGUUUUGGUUGAUGAGGACGAAGAAUUAAUGGACAAGAAGGAAGAUGAAGGGAGUCUUGGUAAAGGUGGCGCCGUUCAUUACGAGGGCGGGAAUGAGCCUGAGCAGCGUUGA